AUGCCUCGGUUCAUCUCUUCGGUAGGCAUAGCUGUUGCGGUCAGCAAUGCUUUGACUGUAGCAUAUCCUCGAGGUGUAGAACGCUCGAAGGUCCUGGCCUCUGCAAGAGACGUUGGCGAUGCAUAUGACUAUGUUGUAGUCGGCGGUGGCACGGCCGGCCUCACUGUAGCCGAUCGUCUCACGGAAGAUGGCAAGACGACAGUGCUGGUGAUCGAAUAUGGCGAGCUAGCCAACUCACCAGCCAUUGAUAACGUCCAGGGUGGCACCCAGGGCAUGAGCGCCUCGAGGUUCCUAUAUCCCGUCACCUCGGUGCCCCAAGAACACCUAGACGGCCGGCGAGUGCCGGUGUUGAUCGGCAAGGUUGUCGGUGGCAGCUCGGCCGUCAAUGCGAUGAUGACCGUUCGGGGAACCAGCGAGGACUAUGACCGGUGGGGAAACUUCUUCGGCGGCUCAUCUGACUGGAGCUGGAAGGGCCUGCUUCCGUACUUCAAGAAGGCCCUCAGCUUCGUCCCGCCCACAGAGGAAGUGGCCGAGUCGACACAUAUGAACUACGACACAAGCUUCUGGGGCAACACCUCGGGCGUCUACACUGGGUGGCCCUCGUACCAGUACCCCGGGACGGUCAUCCAGCUAGAGGCAUUUGGAGAGCUACCUGGGGUCGAGUUCCCGCCGGACAGUGGUGCCGGCAGAGCGGGUGCCUACUGGUUUCCCAGCUUCUAUUCGAAAGCAGUCAAUCGGUCGUACGCGAGGACUGGACACUGGGACAAUAUUAACCGGACCAACUAUCACCUUCUGGCCAAUACCAAGGUCAACAAGAUAGUCCUCAAUGGCACGACUGCGACGGGUGUGACGUUCGUGUCGCCCAACGGGAGCACAUCUUCCAACGCGACCACACCUAGCACACUGGUCAGAGCGAACAAGGAGGUCAUCCUGGCUGCAGGCGGGAUCCACAGCCCCCAGAUUCUCCAGCUCAGCGGACUCGGUCCCAAAAAGCUGCUCAGUGCCGCCAACAUCACGACGGUGGUGGAUCUCCCAGGGGUUGGGCAAAACUUCCAGGACCAUCCCAUGCCAUCGAUUGCGAUCACGAUGCGCGGCUUCGAUAUCCGUCCGUCGCCCUCGGACCUGUUCAGAAACACCAACUUCUCUGCCUGGGCGCGCGAGGUCUGGGCUGCAAACAAGACCGGCCCCAACUCCCUCGGUGUCGGCAAUGCCGCGGCCUGGCUCCCGUUCCCAGUCAUCUCCAACCGUUCGGAGGAGAUCGCAAAGCGGCUCGAGGAGCAAGACCACAGCGCGUACCAGCCGGAGGGCACCGAUCCGACGGUCGCAGCGGGCUACCGGGCGCAGAUGAUGGCGUACGCCACGGCCCUCCGGUCCCACAACACGGCUUUCUACAGCGGGACCGUGACCGGCAGCCCCGGCUCGCCCGUGCUCGUGGACCUGCACCCUCUCAGCCGGGGCACCGUCAACAUCGACCCGGAGGACCCAGCGGGGCGGGAGCCGCUCGUGGACUACCGGGCGCUGAGCAACCCGCUAGACAAGGCGAUCAUGGUCGACAUGCUGCGCUUCACGCGGCGGUACUUCUUCAACACGUCGCUGGCGCAGUACGGCCCGCGCGAGAUGCAGCCGGGCAGCGACGUCGAGGCGGAGGAGGACCUCGCGGCGUGGCUGGCGCAGACGCUGACGCCGACCGAGUUCCACCCCGUGGGGACGUGCGCCAUGAUGCCGCGGGAGCUCGGCGGCGUCGUGGACGAAGAGCUGAGGGUGUACGGCGUGCAGAACCUGCGGGUCGUCGAUGGGAGCAUCAUGCCUACGCUUCCUGGGGCCAACACGUGCCAGACUGUGUAUGCAGUGGCCGAGAAGGCUGCCGAUCUCAUCAAAACUGCGGCGAUUUCACCAGCCAGGCGAUUCCUGAACACUCGGCGGACAGGCGAGGUACAGGCAUGUCACAGCCAGGCGCAAGAAGCAGGGCCUUUCAAGAUGGGUCUGCCGUCAUUCCUGCUCGGCCUGGCCUUGCUGGCCUCCCGGGCGCUGGCAUCGGAGCCGUCGACCAGCCUGCCUUCAUACCACUACGGCGCGCCCCUCAAGAUCGAGUGCAUGAACCGGAGCUCACUCUUCCUCCCCGUCUCUAGAGAAACGGGCGAACACAUCGAGCUGGCCAACCACGAGAUGCAAUGGAUCCCCUUCCCCGUCUGCAACGAGACCAGCAAGCCGCUCGAGUUCCACUACGGCAUCGAGACCGAGCUCAACUGCACCAUCCCCAUGAUCACCGACCCCUUCUUCCACCUGCUCGAGUUCUACAUCCACUCGGACGCGCCCCUGUCCUGCCGCAUCCCCGCCCGGCCGCCCGCCCACGUCGAGACCGUCGGCGAGGCCCCGCCGCCCGUCGAGUACAUCCCGCUCGUCUUCGCCCUCGCGGGCACCCUGCAGCUGAGCCACCUGCACAUCUCGACCCACCUCAACGUCCUGCUGCACAGCGUGCCCAAGCACCACAUCCACAAGGGCGACAGCGGCGUGCUCGACUCGGGCGUCGCCUACAGCACCAGCCCGCUCGGCCACGCCGCCGCCGCCGCCGGCGGGCCCUCGCAGACGCGCCGCCUCGUCAUCGGCGACCCCUUGCCGCUGAGCUUCAGCGUGCGGUGGUUCCCGACGCCGGCGCUGCCCAAGACGGAAGGCAAGGUCGAGUGGGCCGGCAUGGGCGGGCACAUCUACGCCAGCACCGUCUUCUACAGCCUCGUGUCGUUCGGCGCGGGCGUCACCGUCGCCGGCGCCUACUUUUUCGGCUCGGUGCUGCCCCGGCGCCUCAAGGGGAGGACGCUGGGCGGAGCGACGCCGCUGGGAUAUGGGGUGGGCAAUGGCUGGGGCAUAUCGAAGAGGGCGAUGGACUGA
Messenger RNA from Thyridium curvatum, 2886 nucleotides. RefSeq lists its product as uncharacterized. Gene Ontology annotation, biological process: secondary metabolite biosynthetic process. The transcript has 6 exons. The record is from RefSeq and is a predicted model, not a curated record. Lineage: Eukaryota; Fungi; Ascomycota; Sordariomycetes; Thyridiales; Thyridiaceae. Gene Ontology annotation, molecular function: flavin adenine dinucleotide binding; oxidoreductase activity, acting on CH-OH group of donors. Bases 1 to 2886 code for a protein of 961 amino acids.